Schistosoma intercalatum is the source of this 1281-nucleotide messenger RNA. The record is from the annotation of a GenBank genome assembly. Lineage: Eukaryota; Metazoa; Platyhelminthes; Trematoda; Strigeidida; Schistosomatidae.
AUGGGUUGGGGUUUUAAUACGUGUGGCCCGAAUGAGGCUAUGGUUGUCUCUGGUUGCUUUCAUAAAAGUCCCUUACUAGUUCCUGGUGGACGAGUAUUUGUCUGGCCAGGAAUUCAAAGAGUGGAAAGGAUGCCAUUGAAUACAAUGACAUUAAUCAUCGAAAGCCCUCGAAUCUACACUCAGCUUGGUGUUCCUAUCACAGUAACUGGUGUUGCACAAGUAAAAAUUAAUGGAAGUAACCAAGAAAUGUUAGCGGCUGCAUGUGAACAAUUUCUUGGCAAAUCAGAAAAUGAAAUACGUGAAAUAGCUCAAGAAACACUUGAAGGUCAUCAACGUGCUAUUAUGGGCAAUAUGACAGUUGAAGAAAUAUACAAAGAUAGAAAAAAAUUUUCAAAAGCUGUUUUUGAAGUAGCCAGUUCGGAUUUGGUGAAUAUGGGAAUUAGUGUAGUUAGUUAUACACUAAAAGAUAUAAAAGAUGAUGAGGGUUAUUUACGUUCACUUGGUUUAGCAAGAACAGCACAAGUUAAAUGUGAUGCACGUAUCGGUGAAGCCGAGGCAAGACGUGAUGCUGGUAUUCGAGAAGCAGAAGCUGAAAAACAACGUGUUGCCGGUAAACUAUUAAAUGAUAUUGAAAUUUCUAAAUCAAAACGUGAUUUUGAAUUACAAAAUGCCGCUUACGAGAAAGAAGUACAAUCACGUAAAGCGGAAUCGGAAUUAGCCUAUGAAUUACAGGCAGCUAAAGUUAAACAACAAAUUAAGGAGGAAGAAAUGCAAAUCACCGUUCUUGAGAAAACUCAACAAAUCCAAGUGGAGGAAUUAGAAAUUGUACGACAAGAACGUCAUUUAGAUGCGACGGUACGGAAACCAGCUGAAGCUGAACGUUUUCGUUUGGAACGUCUCGCUGAAGCUGACCGGCUACGUUUAACUGCCGAGGCGGAAGCAGAAGCUGAGGCUAUUCGGUUACGUGGUCUUGCUGAGGCGGAAGCAUUAAAAGCUAUAGCACACGCUGAGGCAGAACAAAUGGCAAAGAAAGCUGAAGCAUGGAAAAAUUAUCAGAAUGUUGCUAAAUUAGACAUGGUAUUACAAUCAUUACCAAAAAUUGCUGCCGAGAUUAGUUCACCAUUAACUAAAUGUGAUAAAGUCACUAUGAUUUGUACAGGUGAAGGGGAUAUUGGUGUUUCAAAAUUAACUGGUGAAUUAUUUACAAUUAUGAAUAGUUUACCAAAUUUAAUACAUACAAUGACUGGUUUAGAUAUUUAUAAAAAUAUUAAAACGAUUUAA